AUGCUAGGCCAAAAUAGCAUAUACAUUGGGGGUGCCCUAGGCUUCGAGACGCACCGAGAAAUGCUGGAACUUCUACGCAAUCAGGAUGUCCUCAAGAUUGCAGAACCUACGAUUGGCUAUAACUUGAGAUUCAAAGACGCCUGGCGACAGGUAACAUUCCACGAAGAUGUUAUGACAGCUCCAGAGCUGCCCUCUCAGAACAAUCCGAUAGCGGCUAAGCUUUGGGGGAUAUAUCAGCUUAUGCGUCUUCUGCCGAACUUCUUUCCCCGCACCAAUCUCGAUACGUCUCCAAUCGUGUUUGAGCCCUAUGAUUUUCUGCACGCAUUCAAAAUGUUAAUCUAUGUCAAUGGUCAGCGCUGGAAUCCUCGGGUGUCUAACACGAUGCCUAUAAGAUGGUGCCGCAAAGUAUGUGGUGAUCCUCGUGGUACAACAUUUUCCAAACCGUACAUCGAGAGCACAGCGCCGGGAAACCACCAGCCAGCAACAGCAUUGGCCCACUCCCCAGAUCGGCUUAACUUGGGACACAAUCUCCCAGCUUCGAAGAUUGACAAUGUCACUUUACCCGGGCAGAUCACCAGCGGAAACGACAUUGACACACGCCAUAUGCUGUUUCAAUUUGCUGGCAAGCUAAGCGAGUAUUUUCAACAGAGUCUGCGAGUCUCUGUCAGUCAAUCUGGUAAUUCCGAGAAGGGCGGCGAUGCCCAGAGACCCGGUAUCAAUGCACUGGUCGACCAGUAUACAGAGCCGCAUGGGAGGCGGUGUUAUUCAGAGCCAGGCACUUGA
This is a messenger RNA of Penicillium canescens, 783 nucleotides long. RefSeq lists its product as uncharacterized. The record is from RefSeq and is a predicted model, not a curated record. Lineage: Eukaryota; Fungi; Ascomycota; Eurotiomycetes; Eurotiales; Aspergillaceae. The transcript has a single exon. Bases 1 to 783 code for a protein of 260 amino acids.